Stegodyphus dumicola is the source of this 3357-nucleotide messenger RNA. RefSeq names its product sodium/potassium-transporting ATPase subunit alpha-like. The record is from RefSeq and is a predicted model, not a curated record. Gene Ontology annotation, molecular function: ATP hydrolysis activity; transporter activity; ATP binding. Gene Ontology annotation, cellular component: membrane. Lineage: Eukaryota; Metazoa; Arthropoda; Arachnida; Araneae; Eresidae.
UCACUUUAAUUUCUUAAAGACUGAUUAAAGUCAGUUAUAUUUCACAUAAUUAUUUACAGUAAUACGUGUGAAAAUGUCUUCAACGGAAAAUGUUUCUCAAAAUGUUAUAUGUCAUCCACCUUUGAAGUAUGGUGAUUAUUUAUACGUUGGAAAGAGAACACUUCACGCUCGAUACCAGUAUCAACCCAAAGUGGAAGAAAUAAAAGAGAUUACUCAAACGGACAUUCAUAGCGUUCCACUAGAGGAAUUUGUAAAAUUAUUUGGCACAGAUGUCGAUAAGGGGUUAACCUCUCAUCAAGCUGAAGAACUUCUUCUUAGAGAAGGGCCCAACACACUGACGCCAUGUGCAAUUCCCUCCGAUUACAUGAUGUUUCAUGAUCAUUCUUUCUUAACGUCAGCCCUUUUGUUGGCAACAAGCAUCUUUUGUUUUGUCACCGUCUUCGUACCAUCACAGAAACGUAUGGGAUCACAUAAAUUUGAUAAUGUAUACUUUGGUAUAGUACUUUUGAUAGCUAUCUUCAUUCUGAGACUCAUUCCAUGGAGGUUGAAACAGAGAAGUACCGAAGUUUUGAACUGCUUAAGGAGCAUGUAUCCACAGUUUGUGAGGGUCGUACGAGAUGGUGAAAAGAUCCGAGUCCCUCAACAAGAUGUCGUCAUAGGUGACGUUGUUCUGAUAACAGCUGGAGAUGUGCUGUCCACUGAUCUCCGUAUAAUUGACGCCUUAAAUCUGGAGAUUGACAGUUCAAGUUUGACUGGGAACAGUGAAUCACAAAUUAAGUCACCAAACUGCACCAGCGAGGACGCAUUUAUGUCGGAGAAUAUAGCUUUCUGUGGAACUCGAUGCAUAAGUGGUUAUGGUACUGGGGUUGUGGUGGCAACAGGCAAUAGAACUGUGAGGGGUCGGUUGAUCAGGAGGAUGACGGUUUUGCAGAGCUCUACCACAGAACUUCACUCAAAGGUACAAAGACUCGUUCGGAAAAUGGGUUGUUUUGCUAUCAUCAUCGGAUUAAAAUUUCUCGUGCUUGGUCUUUAUCGCAAUUACCUUUGGUCGGAUAUUUUAAUAUACAUCAGCAUUCUGGUCAUUGCACUCAUUCCUGACGUACUCACCACGAAUGUUGCAAUGUGUCUCACCGAAACAGCUUUCCGUAUGGCAUCGAAGAAUUGCCUGGUCAAGAACUUGGACGUCGUAGAGUCCUUGGGCUUCACAAGUGUAAUCUGCUGUGAUAAAACGGGGAUAAUCACUCAAAACAGAAUGACAAUUUCACACAUCUUGCUAGACCUCAAAAUGCUGGAUGUUUAUCACAAAGAUAUAAAAAUGAGUGCUGUUUCCUCGAAUACGUGGACACCAUUCAUCCGUGCAGCCGCUUUGUGCAGUACAACAAAGCAGAAAUCCCGCCGAAGGAGAAAUGUAAUAAUUAGUGCUUGUUCAUGUGAUCCUUCUGAAGUCGCCAUUAUGGAAUUCCUGCUCUCCAAAGUGGAAGACAUUGACAGCAUCAGGAAAAUGUAUCCCUUGGCUUAUGAUGUGCCUUUUACCUCCAAUAAGAAGUACCAUGCAACUAUUCACGAGAUGAAACAAUCGGAAAACGAGAACAGCAGUUACUUGCUUUGUAUGAAAGGGGCACCUGAAAUAAUUCUAGAUUUCUGCGAUUCGUUACUUUUAGAUGGAAAUGAAGAAACUAUGGACCAAACGCAGAGAAACGCUUUUAAUGAAGAUUUUGGAAAACUCAUGGCCUUGGGUGAAAGAGUCAUAGGUUUCUGUGACUUGGAACUACCAAAGGACAAAUUUCCAUUGGGAUAUACCUUUCGAGAAGAUAAUAUUCCAUUCAAAGGCCUCCGUUUCCUGGGUCUGAUGUCUAUGAUUGAUCCGCCCAGACCUUCCGUGCCAGAAGCAAUAAAGAAAUGUCGCAGAUCUGGAAUAAAGGUAAUUCUUCUAACCGGAGAUCAUGAUAUCACUGCCGUAGCCAUUGCUCGAGAAGUAGGGAUUAUUUCUCCUAAAGCCGAAACGAGAAGUGAAUUAGCCCAGAGACUGAAAAUUAAUAUCGAAGAUGUCCAACCAGGAUCGGUCAGUGCUGCAGUCAUACACAACGAUGAGCUAGAAGACAUGGAUUCAGAAGACCUGGUCAAGUUAUUGAAAACUUACCAGGAAAUAGUUUUCGUUCGUAUAACACCCUUCCAGAAACUUCAGAUUGUUGAAGCCUUGCAGAGUUUAGGAGAAGUUGUAGCCAUCACGGGCGAUAGUCUGGAGGAUGCCCCAGCGCUCAGGAAAGCCGAGAUUGGUUUAGCAACAAGUAUGAAUAGCUGCGAUGCAAGUCAAGAAGCUGCAGAUAUGAUUUUAUUGGACAAUAACUUUAGUUCCAUAGUGUCAGGAAUAGAAGAAGGUCGACUAAAUUUCGACAAUCUUCAAAAGUCAGUCUGUUACGUCCUCAUUGCCAAUAUUUCCGAAAUCAUUCCAUUUCUACUGAUGAUGAUCUUCCAUAUACCAUUGCCACUGGGGAGUAUCUUCAUUUUGUUCAUCGAUAUAGGAAUAAAUCUGCUGCCGACGAUUACCCUUGUUGUAGAGAAAGCUGAGUCAGAUGUCAUGGACAGAAAGCCGCAUAGUCCUGAAAAAUGUUAUUUAGUACAUUCUAGAAUUCUGGGAAAAACUUAUUUACAAAUAGGUGUUAUCGAAGUUUUAGCUGGAAUUUUCACGUACUUUGUCAUAAUGGCUGAAAACGGAUUUUUGCCUCACACGCUGCUAGAGACAGGUGCCUCCUGGAAAUCGAUAGCUAUCAAUGACGUCGCUGAUUAUUUUAACCAAGAAUGGACAUACACAGCUCGGAAAAAUCUAGAAUAUACGUGCCAAACUGCUUUCUUCAUUACUAUAGUCUUUACACAGUGUUUCAGUCUCUUAAUCAGCCGAGUGCGAUGGGAUUCCUUGUGGCACCAUGGAAUGAGAAACUAUUUCCUGAAUUUCUGUUUUCUAUGUGAAACAGUACUAGCUGUGAGUUUUUGCUAUAUUCCCGGAAUGGAUCAUAUUUUACACAUGUUCUCAUUAAAGUUCGUAUGGUUGUUGAUGGGUCUACCUUUCGGAUUUCUCAUUCUGGCAUACGAUGAACUACGCCGUUACUUCGCUAGACAUUCUGUUCCAAAUUCUAAACUGGAAGAAAAGAAUUUCUAGAUAACAACGUGUAAUUCUAUUAGAAUAAUUCUUACAUGGGAUAUCUUAAGUACUAUAUUUUAUUUUGAAGUUGGAUGCAAUAAAUUCUGAAAGGCAAAAUGCUCUUACAUUAGUUAACUGAAAAUUUAUUAGAAACUAAACGUACAAUAUAUGACGUUAAAAUUCAAAGGCAAAUUUAGUGAAUGUUUGGAAAUACUUGC